GAGACACUCAAGUGCUCAAUCUUACGGAUAGGACACACCCCCACACAUAGGACCUCGAAAUAGAGAGAAAAGAGCUGCAGAAAGACCGCUUCCACUGUAAUGCCAAUCUUCAAGCCAGGAAAAAAGAAAGCCGCGGCGGACGGUCACGGAUCCCGCGCCGGCAGCGGAAACAGCGUCGCACAUGGUGAGGUCUUCAACAACGAUGCUCCAGAGUAUCAGCCACGCCGGAUGGGCGAAUCAUCGAAGCAAGGCAAGAAGGCAUUCAAGUACGGCGGCAGCAUCUCCAAGACCGAGUUUGAUAUUGGUGGACUGCCGAUCAAUGUGUUCGGGAUGGACGAACUCACCCCGGUCUACUCUCGCGCCUCGGCGGCCCCGCCACCGCCCGUAUGUGUGAUCAUCCAUAUGCACGGGCGGACAGGCAGCGCUAAUAAUGAGGAGCAUAUUGCUAGACAGCUGUACGACCGCAUAGAUCGGUGUAAGCGGCAAACGACGUCUCAAGGCUACACAGGCCCGCAGAAGGACGUGCUGGUUGUGUCCUUUGAUGCUCGGAAUCAUGGUCAUCGGAAGACGAACGAGCUGGGCCAGAAAGGCUGGAAGGAGGACAACAAGCGUCAUGCGAUGGAUCUUUACGCCAUGUAUGUCGGCACCGCUCGCGAUGUCAGUUUUCUGAUUGACUUUCUCCCGGCCUAUCUCUUCCCACAUGACGAGCGAGUGGCCACCCAAUGGGUCGCAACCGGAAAAUCAUUAGGUGGACAUGCGGCUUGGAAAGUCCUUGCAGAUGAGCGCCGUGUCACCAUUGGGGUCCCGUUCAUCGGGAUGCCAGACUACCUCAAGCUGCUUGCGCGGCGCACACAGAGCAACUUUGUGCCCAAUGCUCCACCGACGGUGCCCGGCGCACUGCGGCAGCUGAUCGCGCAGAUCGAUCCCGCGCAGGCUCGCGGGUACGACUCGUUCGAUCCUACAGUGAACCCUUUUUGGGACAAGAAAAUCCUCGUUUGCUCCGGCGAAGAGGACCGGCUGGUGAAAUGGGAGUAUUCAGAAGAAUUCCUCAGACGUCUGGUUGUGGAAGAACCGUCCGGUCCAAGAGGGGAGAUGCAAGGUCUGAAGAUCUUCAAAGAACCAGGUGUAGGCCACGUGGUGACUGAGAACAUGAUCGAAGAAGCUGGAGAAUGGAUUUGGAGCUGGGGCGUCUCAAGAUGCUGAGUGUAGUAUCGCCUCUUGCCUAUUGUAUCCGCGAUG
Molecule: messenger RNA, 1239 nt
Organism: Tilletiaria anomala UBC 951
Lineage: Eukaryota; Fungi; Basidiomycota; Exobasidiomycetes; Georgefischeriales; Tilletiariaceae
Product: alpha/beta-hydrolase
Exons: 3
Coding region: 229-1203 (324 amino acids)
Source: RefSeq, a predicted model, not a curated record